Messenger RNA from Coccidioides posadasii C735 delta SOWgp, 597 nucleotides. The record is from RefSeq and is a predicted model, not a curated record. NCBI's taxonomy places the organism in Eukaryota, Fungi, Ascomycota, Eurotiomycetes, Onygenales, Onygenaceae.
AUGAACACAAAGAUCGCAGCGGCCAUUUUGGCCUUCACCACUCUUACAGUCAACAUCAACGCCGGUAAAAACCAACCACGACCCUCCCUUGCAUCCGCUGUGCUCGACAUUGUCACUGACUCCGUAUCAGACAUCGAUGCCAACAAGGUCAACAUUCGCGACAACGGCGACCUUGCCGCUACUGAUGGUAAGUCUUUUGCAAACACUGACAACAGCCAGUUUGCUAACUCGACGACUGACCCGAUAGUCGUUACCGUCACCGUCACUGACUGCAGCCCCGCAAGCGUCACAAGCCCAGUCGUUAGCACCACUGCUGCCUCCAUUCCUGUUUCCUCUCCGAUCAUUGAAACCAGCAGCGUCUUCAGCUCGGUUGUCACCAGCGUCUCGACCAUCAGCGAAAGCACCACUCCCCAUGUCACUUCGAGCAGCACCGAAGUCAAGGUGUCUUCGUCCACUGAGACCGAGGAAACAGAAAGUACCUCAACUGUUCCGGCCUCCACCACUGCUCCGGCCCCAAGCAACGACGCGACCCAUGUGACUGGCGUUACCGGCGGUGUCUUCGGCGCUUUGAUUGUUGCAAUUCUUAAUAUUUUCUAA